GUGAUUCUUUCGGUCAGUGUCGAUACGAUCGCCGCAGUUGUUCCGAGUUACGGUGCGAGCGUUCCGUCCAAUUUUUUGGGAGUGUCACCCGAGCCACCAGGAGUCUCACCCGCUCGUCCAAGUUGGUUGUUGUUGGUUUUACUUGGUGUAAACCUCGAAUACCUCACCCGGAGAAAACAUGUUCAAGUACGCGGUAAUCGCAACGCUCCUCGCCUCGUGCACCUUCGCCGCGCCGGCCACCCAGGAUCCGGCCGCCCAGCCUUCGAUCCUCGAAGAGGCCCUGGACGUCUACGCCUCGUGCUCCGGCGAGGACCUCGCGGUGUGCUUGAAGCUGAAGGCGUUGCGCUUCGUCGACAGGGCCGCCCGGUCCGCGGACAUCGACGUCUUCGACGGCUUCAAGAUCGUGCAGACCGAGGAGGCCAAGGACAGCCGUGCCGAUAACGCCAGAUCCUUGAACGACAUCGAAAGUACCCUCCCCGCCGAGGUCGAGGCCAAGGAAGCAGCCAUUAACGAGGCCCUUUUCGACAGGACCGCCAAGUUCCUCUCCACCCACACCGUCGAGCUCAGCAUUCCCGAAGAGGUCUCUCGCUCCUUCGACGAAGCCCGCGGCAAGAAGAAGAAGAUCGUCAAGUCCCUGCUGCCGAUCCUGCUGCUCCUGAAACUGAAGGCCGCCGCACUCAUCCCGAUCGCCCUCGGUGCCCUGGCUCUGCUCGCCCUGAAAGCACUGGCCAUCGGCAAGAUCGCGUUGAUCAUCAGCGCCAUCAUCGGGCUGCAGAAGCUAUUCGCGAACAAGCACCAGAGCUACGAGGUGGUCGCCCAUCCGGUCCACUCCUACGGCCACGAAGAACACCACGAUCACCACGGCUGGGCAAGAUCGGCUGGCUCCGAUCUGGCGUACAAAGCGUACAAGCCAUCCGAGUAACUCCGUCGGCUGGCCUAGCAUCAUCCAACCACGCUCACACAUUCGCUACCUUCGUUCGCCAAAGUGAUCGUCCUUAGUCGCUGGCGAUCACCCACCGGGGCUGCGCGUCUCGAUCCCUCGAGGACUUUAUCAUACGUGUCGCACCGUGUGCAAACCGACGGACGAUCCAACGAUCGAUCCUACACGAUCACCCACGACCUGGACCGGGACUUGUUUAGUUGUUUAAGACGAUUACACGCCGGCAUAUUACGUGACCAGUGACCGAACGUGACGGACCUUCAACUGUGACGAUCGACGACGCGACGCAUUUAGCUUGGACGGUUCUUCCGGUGGACCCGGCACUAGCCGGCCACCACGGUGACAGAUCGGACGGAUUCCUUAUUGUCGAGGAACAGUGUAAUGGUGGUAGCCGCGCACCCCCGUAACAACCCCCUAGUGCGGUAUCCCUUCAGGGGUCGACGCUUCGGAGCGAUCUCACUCGGAGAUCCCGGGCCGAACGCGUUCGGACUCGUAGUCAGUACCUGCACCAGGUCCACCAGAUUUAAUUCCAAUGAUUAUUUAUAUACCGUCCCGAGCCGGGGCUGCCAUGUAACUUAUCGCAUUAUUUAUAAAUAAAUCUUAAUUUUAUACAA
Megalopta genalis is the source of this 1554-nucleotide messenger RNA. RefSeq names its product DUF1676 domain-containing protein Osi9 (gene Osi9). The record is from RefSeq and is a predicted model, not a curated record. NCBI's taxonomy places the organism in Eukaryota, Metazoa, Arthropoda, Insecta, Hymenoptera, Halictidae. Gene Ontology annotation, cellular component: membrane.